GAGCUGAUCGUUUUCAUACGGCCACUUUCCGGUGCGCGCGCGAGAUCGAGUGUGUUUCCGAGGUCGUCGCGGUGGGGCGAGAGUCCGCCGCCGAGGCUAAUUUUUGGCAGAUUUUCUUCUCGCUCGUCGCUCUCCCGCUCGCCGUUCGGUCGUUCGUUUGGUUGUCGUGGUCGUCCGCGACGCGAUUUUCGCCGUCGUCAAUUGUCGGAUGAAAAGUUUAUUAGUUCAACAACGCGAUCCGAACGAUUGCGCCAACGAUUUGGCGCGCGCGAUCGACGAUUUGGAAAAUCAAUAUCCGGGUGGCUCGGUGUGAUUGAAUCCAAUUUUCCGAUAACGACAAACAACGAAAAAAAGUAGAAAAAAGGACCGCGCGGUCCUCGCCCUUUUUGAAAAGUAGCAAGUGUGUGGCUUUGUGUAGUGAAACGACUUUGAAUUUUUCGACAUUUCAACGAAGACGACCGACCAUCAAACGACGGCGACAUUUCUUAGGCGAUAAUUUCGAACCCUAUUAACAUCGCAAAUCGAACUGAACUCGAGCCGACAAGUGCAUUUGGAAGCGAAAAUUUUAGCGGUCAAACCAGCAGAAAAGCAAAGGAAGUACAUUUUCGUGUGGAUGAAUUGCGCAGUUGGUAGUUUUGUGGAUAGUGCCGCGGUUCAGGCAGGACUAAGUCAGCCGGUAUAAAUAAACGUGUGUCACGCCGAGCGUGUUGCUGCAGCUGCUCGACGAGGAGCACCACCGUCUCGGUGCCCGACGUUUACCUCUGAUGUGACAUUUACUUCUGGGAGAGCUGCCUACCAACAACUGCACGAGAACUGCUGUCUACAAGUAGCCUUCGUCGGAAAAUGCAGAACAACGAACUGCAGUAACUGUGUGACAUUUGAGACAAUCAUCAUCCGAAGGGAACAUUGCCCGCCCUUAUCCUGUGGAAUUGCUGGGAGCACAAUUUGCGACAAAUGAAGAAAAGUUUCGUGGGAUUUGAUGUUGUGGCUAAAAGUGAAACGAUUUAACUGCGUUUAAUGUGAGACGAAGAAUUUUAGUGCAGUGGAUUGUAGCUAGUGUCUAUAAAAUUUAUUGCUUAAGUGUCUAGAGUAAAAUUUUGGUGAAGAGAUCCUCAUCUUGAAAAUGUGUGUGUCCUUAAUGUGAAAUAGAUGUCUUACAAUCGCAGUCUGAUCUCCCGCUGUGAGAAAUCUAGAAAUUAGUGUACUUUGAAAAGUUCAUUCAAACAGGUGCAAUUAUUGUCUACGGAGUUGAAAAUUGUAAGAAAAAAAAAACACUUUACAGUUCAGAAUAUUUAAACCUUAGCUUGAAGAAUUGUGAACCGGGAAAACCGUGAUAUGGAGAUCGUGUCAAUUAGCGGCCGUCGGUUUUUGUUUUUCAGUUUUGUUUAUUUUCGUUUCAAGAGCGCUGCUCUAGUAGACGGCCCGAAAAAUGCUAGCUAUGCGUCGUGAAAGUGAUCAAAUCUACAACGGCAGUACCUCAAAUGCGAUCAAUCAUCACCACCUCCAUAGCGGUGGCAGUAGUAGUAGCGGUAGUAGUAGCUACGGCCAACACUCGGUUCCGUCCCACGCCGUCGGAAGUGCCGGUGGUCAUUCUACCAACAGUGCCCUGUCGACUCAUUUGAACCAAGCCAACAAUAGCAACACCAGUAGUAGUGCUAGUGUAGUAGUAAGUAGUGCUUCGAGUGCCGUUAAUAACAGUGUAAACUCCAGUGAAUCAAACGCGAGUUCUAUCGCAAUUAAUGGUAGUGCUUCGGUGGUGUCAGCGACACCGUAUCACCAUCAGUACCAUCAGCAACAACAACAGCAGCAGCAGCAUCAUCAAGCAACUCAACACCACCUUCAGCAUCAUCAUCAUCACCAUCAUCAUCCUGGUGUUGUUCACAACUAUAACGGCCUAGGCGGCGGAACCGCCUACGGAAGCUACGCCGGCUACGGAGCAGGAAUUUACCUCUGAUGUGACAUUUACUUCUGGGAGAGCUGCCUACCAACAACUGCACGAGAACUGCUGUCUACAAGUAGCCUUCGUCGGAAAAUGCAGAACAACGAACUGCAGUAACUGUGUGACAUUUGAGACAAUCAUCAUCCGAAGGGAACAUUGCCCGCCCUUAUCCUGUGGAAUUGCUGGGAGCACAAUUUGCGACAAAUGAAGAAAAG
Molecule: messenger RNA, 2154 nt
Organism: Aedes albopictus (Asian tiger mosquito)
Lineage: Eukaryota; Metazoa; Arthropoda; Insecta; Diptera; Culicidae
Product: protein roadkill-like
Exons: 3
Coding region: 1430-1954 (174 amino acids)
Source: RefSeq, a predicted model, not a curated record